AUGGAAAACGGUGAAGAAGCCUUACACGACGAUGAAUUACAUGCAACUAACGUUAAACUAUACGUGGAAUCAAUAACGUAUAAUGAUAGUCGAAAUUUGAUGGAGCAAAUCUGUCCGGCAUUACUGAUUCGAUCACCAAAAGCAAUUCCUAGAGUGGUAAAGCAUAUUUACACUCAUUUGGCUUCAUAUUCCUGUCAUAUUGAUGAAGGUAUUCCGGAUAUUAUCAUUUCGUUGAUUUCCGGUAAAAAUAUUAUCGAUUUACAGAAACAGAAGCUAAUCGAGAGGGCUUUAUUGCAAAUUAUUUUAAACUGUAAUUCAUGGCUUGUGACAUCUGGUGAAGCUCGUGAUCCAUUAGCUUCUGCUGCUGCUAAAAUCGUACAAGCUAAAGAAUCUUUGAAUUUAAGAAAUGUGGAAACAUUACUGCUAAUUGUGAAUGGUAUUAGUUGUACGAUAAAUGAACAACAACAUUGUCAUAUGCCGAUGGUUGAUACUCAAUGCAAAACAAUGAUGAUCCUGUGGAAGGAGCAGUUAAUUUCAGCUGAUCAAUUAGCAUUGUUCAGAAGUUUGAUCACCCUAAAACUCUCAAUACCGCCACCCGCAUUAUUAAGCGAAGUACCACAAAGUGGUAAUACUUAUCGAUCAUCAUCACAAACUGUGUUAUUAUCACCUAGUGAGCAUCAGAAUUUACCAGUACCGAUAGCACUAUUUUGUGGAAGUGAACUAUCAUCACUUGUUGAGCUUCGAGCGCAUUUGCAGUGCGGUAUACCAGUAAUCGUUUUGCAAGAUGGUAGUGAAUUAUGCGCAAUAUUAAAUAGUUCAUGGUUGCUGUAUCGUAGUUCGGCAUUUCAUUUUGAAAGUUGGUUGGAAUGGUUAAAUUUGGAAUUGCGUAGUUUAGCACCAAAUAGUCUUCUAUGCGGUAAUGAAUUAAUUGAAGAAGCUAAAGAAAAUGUUAUUGCUUCAUUGGCUAUUGGUUGCGGCGAAGUACCAUUACUAGGUUUUAUACUUAUUGAACAGGUUACUAAUUUACGUGAUCAUUUUUUGAAGUUGUGUAUGCAAAGUGUCAUUAAUACGAAUGAUAUUCAUCGUUUGUUACGACUUGCUGUAAAACUUAACGUCCCAUCUAUCAUUUUAUCCACCGAUUUAAAUACACUUAGUACAAUCAAUAUGGAUAUUGGUGAUCUUUUCGAAGAGGCUUUACUAUCAGAUAAUCGAUUGAUCAUUUUAGCAGCUAUACUGGAGCAAAAUAUUUCAUUAAAAAUUACCUUAAAUCUUUUAACAAAACUAAUGCGACAUGCUUCAGAUCAAGCAUUUUUUAAUAAUAUCAUUGUUUCGCAUUAUCUGGGACGAAAUGCGCCAUUAGCAGAAAUUGAUAUUGCUUUCAUUGAAGAGUUGGAGCAACUUUUGAUUUAUUUAUCGGGUGGUAUUAAAAAUUUAUUGCCAGUAUCAUAUUUUCAUCAGCAUAUUUCAAAUGAAAAGCAAUGGCUUCAAAUAUUAGCAAUAUGGUCGGUGCUAUUGAAUCGUCUUGAAUUAGCAAAAUGUUUAUGUGCAUACUCUUUUGAGCCGAUAUCAUUAGCAAUAAUUCUUGCACGAAUAUGUAAUUCGCUUGCAUUUCAGGUACACGAUUAUCUUUUGUAUGAGAAUGAUUUGAGAAGAGCCGGAAGAUGGUUUAGCACUCAUGCAAGUGCAGUAUUAAAUGUUGCAAAUAUUGAAUCACCGCAGGAAACAUAUCGCCUGUUAUGUUUGCCAUUGGAAUCAUGCAAUGGGCUAACACUAACAGAACUUGCACUUCAGACAAACAAUAAACAAUUUGUGGCUCAUCAAUGUUGUCAAAAAUGGAUUUAUCGACUUUUGUAUGGAAAAUUACAGGUUGUUUGCUUUAAUGGUUCUAUAUUUCUGCCAGAUUGGUUGAAAAUUUUACUUGCAUCAGUAUUGAUAAUUCCAAUUCACUGGUGGAUACGAUAUCGUAUACCGGAAGGUCAAAGUUCAACUAUCAGUCCUACAAUGGCAUUUUUACAGUUUCAUGGGCAAGAAAAUACUUGCACUCAUAGUAAAAAUAUGCAAUGUGAAAUUAUUAUGCAAGCUAUACGUGAUGAACGUUCACCAGCUGAAACGUCAACAAGUUCCUGUCUUCUAAUGGAUGGUCAUCAUCAAUCAGUUGAUGAUUUCAUGUUGAGAGCAUUUGAUUCGGUUUCUCCGAUAUCGAAGAUAAAACCGGAACAACGAGGAAUGCAACAACGAUUCACCACCUUAUCUAUAGGGACAUUCUAUUCCACACCAAUCGUUAAAUAUUGGCUUUCACUUGUUUUUCGACUUUUUCAUAUUGUUUUAUUCGCAUAUACGAUAUCAUUACCUGGUUGUGGGUCAUUUAUUUUGGAUACUUUAAUAUGGCUUUGGACAUUUUUAUCAUUGAUUGAAUCAAUUUGGGUAUUCUCGAAUCGUAUUCAGCGAGCUCCUUUACGUCAGCUUCGUUGGCGUUUUUUUGAUAUUAUUGUAAUAGCGUUGCAUCUUCUAAUUAUACUCAUCCUGAAAGUGCUUUCUUUAACAAUCCCAAUCAGUUCUAUGCCAUUUCAUACACCGUAUGCUAUUCGAAUUUCGUCAGCGUUUUUAUUACUUUAUUUAUGCUAUUCAACAUUAUUUCAUUUUGUUCCAUUAUCGCAAACAUUUGGCGCAUUUGUCGUACGGGUUAAACUUAUGAUUAUCAGGGAUUUUUUCAAUUUUUUGAUACUUAUCGCUUUAGUUAUUGGAAGCAGUGCAAUAGCAGUUCGUUCAUUAUUGUAUCCGGAUCAACCUUUAACCUGGUUAUUAAUUUCAAAAGCAUUUUCUUGGGCUUGGCUCUCAUUAUUUCAAAUUCAGUAUGGCGAGCUUCAAGAAACAAAAUAUUGUAAGAAGACAUAUCUUGGCGAUUAUCAUAAUCGUGAUCGCUGUAUAGCAAUUGGCGGUUUUGGUGAUUACAAUUGUCCAACACAAAAUUGGAUUGGACAUUUAGUAGUAUUGGAGUAUUUUAUUGUUUUGAAACUAAUCUGUUGGCCAAUUCUUUUUGCGCUUUUUUCUAAAACAGCUAAAGAAGUAGACAGUGAAGCAGACGAAAUUUGGAAAUAUCAACUUUAUUCAUUGAUUGAAGAUUUGAGGUUUCGUCCACCAUUACCGCCACCACUUACACCAAUUUUCUUUUUUGGUGCCUCAUGCUGUCGUGCAUAUGGUUGUUUUCAUAAUUCAUGUCAUAUUAGUUCAAACAUGAUCAAUUUGGAUCAUCCGGAUAUUGUUCGUAAUCAACAACAAACUGCAAAACUAUACAAUACUACAAAUCGAUUUACUAAUAAUACAAACCGAAAUAUAUUUUCAAUUGGAUGUACAUUUUUGAAUUCUCAAUUCAGGACAAAAUCUAUAAAUCUAUGGAAUGAAACUGUGAUCACAUUGACAGAUUCAGAUGUCACUUUUAAAUGUGACAAUGAAAAUCGUCAAUUGCAAGAACAAAUUCGACUCCUUACCGUAUCACAGUAUUUUUCGACAACUUCUAAAAGCACAAAUGAUACCUGGAGUAAUUCAUCCGAAAGCAUGCUAUACGAUCAGAUAGCAAAUAUUCGAAAAUUAGUAAUUGCGGAAAAAUAUCGAUCUCAUCAUAUUUUGAUAUCUAAUUAUUGUCCACCAUUUUAUUGCAAAUCUAUUGAUGAUUUCCCAGUUGAUCUACAGAAGUAUGUUGAUAAUUCAACACCUGAGAAUUUAAUUUUGUUACGAAAAUACUGGAAACGAUGGCAACAAAAUAAAAUGCUGGAAUUAUUCACACUUUCAUUACCGUUUACAGUUAAUGCAUCCGGUUUACCAAUGAAUCCAAAUGGUCGGCAAGGUAUUGCCGGACGUGGAAAUCAUCUGAAAUUUGGUGCUAACUUAUUGAGCGUUUACGUGUUAAUACGAAGAAUCAGUAAUAAUCAUUUAAUGAUUUUACUAGAAGGAAAUACAUUUCCAACUCGUUGGCGAUUAAAUAAUGGACGUUAUGACGAAGAACUUCAAUUAAUUCUACGAAAUCAUCAGUUCAGUGAUUCGGAUAUUCAUCUCUUCACUAAUCAGAAUUUGUUAAAUGUUGGUGAAACAAAUAAUGGUGUAGCGCAUGUAAAAUGUGUACCAAUAGUUGACGUACGUGAUACGGAUAAUGCAUGGACAGAGCAUGAUGUAUGGGCGAUUUUUGUUGGAUCAGAAGUACCUGAAACACUCCCAACAUUUGGUACAUCGAAUUGGCAAAGUUGUAGUGGAAAUGUUUUAUCGAUUCGUGAUCGAGAAUAUCUCAAUGCUUCCUUAGCAUUCUUCGUUGAUAUUCAACAAUGCAAUAUCACAUGA
This is a messenger RNA of Acanthocheilonema viteae, 4332 nucleotides long. NCBI's taxonomy places the organism in Eukaryota, Metazoa, Nematoda, Chromadorea, Rhabditida, Onchocercidae. The record is from the annotation of a GenBank genome assembly.